This is a messenger RNA of Letharia columbiana, 2004 nucleotides long. RefSeq lists its product as uncharacterized. The record is from RefSeq and is a predicted model, not a curated record. The transcript has 5 exons. Lineage: Eukaryota; Fungi; Ascomycota; Lecanoromycetes; Lecanorales; Parmeliaceae. Bases 1 to 2004 code for a protein of 667 amino acids. Gene Ontology annotation, molecular function: protein binding.
AUGGCUAAGAAGGAUAAGAAAUCCAAAGACGCUGAGAAGAAAGCUCGCGUUGCUGCCAAACAAAGCAAAAAGACAGCCCAAAAAGAAAAGAAAGUCAAGCCCAAAGGAGCGGACGAUAGUGACGCUGAAGAUGUCGACCUGGAAUCAUUGCUAGAAGAGUACGCCAAACAACAAGCCCAAUUUCUCAAAGUCACGGAGACUCUUUGCGAAGCUCCAUCUCCUCGUUCAUCAGCAACUCUCAUCGGCUCACCUUCCAAUGUGAAGGAGCUUUUUCUUUUUGGGGGCGAGUAUUACAACGGCGCUCUUGCUUCGUUCUUCAACGACCUUUUUAUCUACCACGUUGAAAGAGACGAAUGGCGAAAAGUGACGAGCCCCAAUAGUCCCUUGCCUAGAAGUGGGCAUGCAUGGUGUCGAGGUGGCAAUGCAGGCGGCGUGUAUCUAUUUGGGGGCGAAUUUUCGUCACCGAAACAGGGUACUUUUUACCAUUACAACGACUUCUGGAGGCUAGAACCAUCCACUAGAGAGUGGACCAGACUAGAAAGUAAAGGUAAGAGCCCGCCUGCGAGAAGCGGACAUAGGUUAGUAUAUUAUAAAAACUACAUAAUCCUGUUUGGAGGGUUCCAGGAUACUUCCCAGGUAACCAAGUAUUUACAAGAUCUUUGGGUUUAUGACUGUCAAAAUUACGUGUGGCACAAUCCUGUGCUGCCUCAGAAGCCUGAUGCGAGGUCUUCGUUCUCCUUUCUUCCACAUGACGCAGGAGCUGUCUUAUUUGGCGGCUAUUCAAGGGUCAAAGCCAACACUACCGUUGGCAAACAGACUAAAGGAGGCCUUCAAUCAUCGAAAUCGGUCUUGAAACCGACAAUACAUCAAGACACUUGGGUGCUUCGAAUCGAGCCACCAGCUACAGAUGCAACAAGCAGCGCUGCCCCAACAAUGCGAUGGGAACGUCGCAAGAAACCGGUAAAUUCGCCGAAUCCACCCAGAGCAGGCGUGACCCAGGCUUAUCACAAAGGUCGUGGCAUUAUGUUUGGUGGAGUUCACGAUGUCGAAGAGAGCGAUGAAGGCAUCGACAGCGAAUUCUUCGACCAACUUUUUGCAUUCAACAUCGAGCGUAAUAGAUUUUUCCCCCUAACAUUGCGGCGAGCCAAAAUUGCUCCCAAGAAGCAGAUGGAAGAUCGUGGUGCAAGAAGAGGCAGAAGCAAAGCAGAUGAAGCUGAGUUGCUCCGCAACCUUGCGGCACUGGAAACAAAGGGAACCAUUGCGGAUUCACAUACUAUAGAUACAGAGCCCAUGAUGGAGGCAGAAGGGUCGCCGCCUAAGGCAGCCAAACCAAUCCAAAGCACCAUGCCCCAUCCCAGGUUCAACGCCCAGCUGGCCGUUCAAGGCGAUGUAUUGUAUAUCUUUGGAGGCACCUAUGAGCGCGGUGAUCGCGAAUAUACAUUUGAUGAGAUGCACGCCGUCGAUCUCGGUAAACUCGAUGGCAUUCAAGAAAUUUACAGAAGGGAACUCGAAAAUUGGCAAGUCGACGAUUCGGAGAGCGAAUCGGGUUCCGAUGGAGAGGAAGAAUUCGGUUCAACAGAUGAAGACAUGGAGGGAGACACGCCUUCAGGUGUGGCUCUGCUACCAACAGAGAUCCCAACAAAGUCUACGGAAAUACCAUUGGCAGAGGAGCACAUGGAUGAGACUGAAGAUGAACAGCCAGAAACUACAUUGAUCGACACGAGGCCUCACCCGCGAGCAUUUGAAAGUCUUCGCGAAUUCUUCUCUAGGACUUCGAAUUCAUGGCAAGAGCUUGUUCUUGAGAAAUUGCAUAGCAAGAGUGAUGGCGCGAAUAAUUCUAUCAAAGAGUUGAGGAAGGUGGCAUUUGAUCUAGCGGAGACUAGAUGGUGGGACAGCAGGGAAGAGAUCACAGCGGAAGAAGAGAGGCAAGAAGAGGCUGGUAUUGGGGAUGUUGUUAGCAUGGCCGAUCGAGCCAACACUGGAGGGCCCAACAGGCGACGUUAG